Zychaea mexicana is the source of this 1084-nucleotide messenger RNA. RefSeq names its product lysozyme-like domain-containing protein. The record is from RefSeq and is a predicted model, not a curated record. NCBI's taxonomy places the organism in Eukaryota, Fungi, Mucoromycota, Mucoromycetes, Mucorales, Lichtheimiaceae. The transcript has 7 exons. Gene Ontology annotation, molecular function: chitosanase activity. Bases 97 to 915 code for a protein of 272 amino acids. Gene Ontology annotation, cellular component: extracellular region. Gene Ontology annotation, biological process: carbohydrate metabolic process.
UCUAGCUAGAGCCCUGUCGCUAACCGCCAUGACGAUUAUAGCUUUUACGAUAUCUCGGAUUUACCAAAUCAGUCGAUUGACAACCAAACUGCCAAAAUGGCACAAUUGAUAACCAACGUGUUUGAGAAUGGUGUAACCAGCAUUGGCUAUGCGUACAUUGAAGAUAUUGGCGACUGUCGCGGUUACACGAGUGGCUAUAUUGGCUUCACGUCAGGAACCAACGAUGCGUAUACGGUGGUCUUGCAAUACCUGAAAAAGAACUCCAAAUCACCCUUGAAAAAGAGUCUCAAGGAGUUGAAGCGCUUGUCACAAUAUGAUUUCAGCGAUCCACGCCGUGCAGAUAUCAGCAAACUAAAGAAAGCCGGGUACGCCAAAGCGUGGAAAAACGCAGCGUGUACGGAUGCAGCCUUUGUGCAGACUCAGUUGGAUAUCGGCCAUGCCAUGUAUCUGAAACCAGCACUCAAAUACGCCGCCAGUGUCGGCGUCCAUUCGAAUCUGGGGAUGGCGUUGUUUUAUGAUACGAUUGUCCAACAUGGCUGGCAGUACACCGAGCCGCAGAUCAACCUUCCCAGAAUUCUACAUCUGACCGGAAAGAAGCGAUCCAGCGAAAGUGAGAAACAAUACUUGACACGUUUCCUGACUACUCGACGACAGCUGGCAUGUUGCUCGCCUAGUUCAGUAUGGAACGAUUCAGCCAGUCGGAUGUCUGAUUUGCAAAAGCUGGUUGAUGAUUGGGAGCGCAACAAGGAUCUCAAAGAGUCAGUGCAUCUCGAAUCCUUUGAUGUCACCGUGAAAGGGACCGAGGGUUUGACAAGCGACAAGGAGAACUGCGGCAGCAGCAAAAAGCUUAAAGGCAAAGCACAGCCCAAGGAUUUACCGAUCCCUGACACUUGUCCAAAUCCGUUGAUGUCAUAACAUAAUCAGCCCCCUUCCCCGGUUUUGAAACAAAUAAAAGAAACUCUAACAAAACACGUUACGAAAAACUGAUAACGGGAAUCCGAUAAAAUACCCAAAAAAUUUGUGUGUGAUGCGUUUUUAUCGGAAGUUGGAGUUUUUUUUUUUUUUUUGGGAUUAGGUGGGUACA